AUGCCCUUUUCCCCCCUCUCUCUCUCCCAAUGGGAGGCGCUUAUUAAUAAGACGUUAAAAACCCACCGCGUUACGGGACCAAGUAGUAGCAACGCAAUAGUACGAAACAAAAACUUCAGGACAGGAAGAGGGAGGGAGGGAGAGCGAGCGAGGGAGGCUCCGUCCAUGGCCGCGGCGGCGGAGGAGGCGUCCACGGCGCCAAGGAGCCGCCCGGAGGAGGAGGAGGCGAUGGCGGUGCUGGACUUCGACAUGCUCUGCGCGUCCGUGGCCAUGUCGGCGGAGAGGAGGAAGGGCGCCGGCAUGGAGGCGGUGGCGGCGUGCUCGGGCGGCGCCGAGAGCGCCGGCGGAGGAGGGGUGCAGAGGAUGUGGGAGGGGGACGUCGUGAUUGAUUGCUUGGAGGACCGGCGAAUCGCGCUCGAGGCCGCCUGUUGCCCAUGCUAUAGGUUUGGCAAGAACAUGCGGAGAGCCAAUCUCGGAUCUUGCUUCCUUCAGGCAAUGGCUUACUUCAUUUCAUUAGUUGCUGUUCUGGUCAGCUUAGUUGCCUUUUCCGUAACAAGGCAUCAUGUAUAUCUCUAUAUGGGACUUGGUUCUGUUCUCUUGAUAGCAAUCUACACCGGUUACUUCCGAAGAAGAAUCAGGAAACAGUUCAAUAUCCGGGGGACUGAUGGCAGUCUAGAUGACUGUGUUCUCCAUCUGAUAUGUCCUUGUUGUACCCUGUGCCAGGAGGCGAGAACUUUAGAGAUGAAUAAUGUCCAGUGUGGUGUCUGGCACGGGCGGGGUGAUACCAUUUGUUUAGGGAGCAACGGUGAAGGAAACAAGGCCUUCGCUGCUCUACACAAAUCACCAUUUGUGCUUAUAAAAUCCCCCGAGUUGUGUGGCAUGGACAGAAUAUCAAGUGGUGCUGAUGAACAUCAGCCGCUCGUCCCAUCAGCGCAGCCAGAGCAGGAGUAA
Molecule: messenger RNA, 951 nt
Organism: Triticum turgidum subsp. durum (durum wheat)
Lineage: Eukaryota; Viridiplantae; Streptophyta; Magnoliopsida; Poales; Poaceae
Source: the annotation of a GenBank genome assembly